UACAUUUCCCAUGAUCCUCUAGUGACGUGGGCGGAGGAAGCUAUGACGCCGAGGAGCUAGUUGGCUUUGAUUAAUUUGUGAUUUGAUCAAAUAAAUAAGCUCAUAUUACGCCGAAAACACACCACGGGGAGCCGGAAAGUUUGUAUCGCCAUGUCAGGCCCCGAAGGAAGGAUGAUGUUCCACCUGGAAAACAUCAUUUAAACUCUUGCCCAAACAAAACCACACCUGAUGAAAAUCAACUGCAACGUUACGGAAGCCGGCAUGGAAGACAAGGCAAAUGGUUCUGUCAACGCCAAAAGUGUUCACAGCCCAGUGGAGAACGGUCAGCUUCCAGACCCAGCCAACUGGGCGGUUGCUGACGUGGUCAAUUACUUUAAAGCGACAGGCUUCGAGGAGCAAGCCACGGCGUUCCAAGAUCAGGAAAUCGACGGCAAGUCGCUCCUCCUGAUGACGCGUAAUGACGUCCUGACGGGCCUGUCCAUAAAGUUGGGCCCGGCGCUGAAGAUCUACGAGUAUCACGUGAAGCCGCUCCAAACCCAGCACCUGAAGAGCAACGCCUGUUAGCAGCUGGCCGCGCCACACCUCAGUGACAAUCGACAACUCCGGAAGCAGCUGACAAAGACUCCUACGGCACCUUAAACACCACCACUUGGAAUACCUUUUAAAGGCCUGGACACCAAACACACUCAGCUGGUCACCCAGCAGGCACAAAACCUUAAAACAACGUUGAGAACUUGUUGAAUUAGGUUCUGACCUUGAGCAACUCAAACCUAACGUUGAAACAACAUGCUUUUAAUCAAUGUCAGGUUGUGACGUUUAUUUGACAUUGAAUUUUAGUCGUUUCCUAACCAACAAUGUGGAUCCAACAUACAACUUUUUUGCAACGUUGUUUUAAAGUCAGUUUUUACAGUACAAGUACGUAUAAUCAACGUUGUUUCAAUGUCUUGUACCUGCUGGGAACCCUUUUCAGAUGUUCUUACUUCUGCUGUUUGUUUUUAUUCUUCACCUUUUAUUUAAGACAAAAAACGUGUUGGGAAUCAGAAGUGUUGAGUGUUUGUGGUUUUAAAAGGGGUAUUCAGCCAUAAGAUGAUAUAUACUGUAGUUGAUAUAUGGUGGAAAACACCGUACCAGUUGGUUGUGAGGACACAAUGCACUAUAAAAUAGUAAGUCUCUUUGAAACUGAUCUUCUUGAAGAGGAAUUCCCAUGGAAAUGUAAAGAUGUGUAUAACUACGAUGUCUCUACCUGUGGUGCUUCAACAUACAACUAAUAGUGGGAAUGUUUGUCUUUAUUAUGACAGCUUUUUUGAGCACUGAAAUUUAUGUACCGUUUGAAUUUUGCCAAACAGAAUUUUUAUACAUCAAAUUAUGCUGACAAUUUCAUUGACUAAUAAUUUGUGAGCAAAAUGUGUGUGUGGAAAUUCAGUGAACUUCCGUGCAGAAAUAUUUGUUGCUUCCAAAGUCAAUCGACCCUGUCUCACAAUUAGCCAAUGAAGUGAGUUUUGAAGCAACAAACGGUUCUGCACGGAAUAUUUUAAUUUUUUUUACACUGAAUUGAUUUGCCAUGAAUCUUAAAACACGGUAUUUUA
This is a messenger RNA of Nerophis lumbriciformis (worm pipefish), 1586 nucleotides long. RefSeq names its product sterile alpha motif domain containing 13 (gene samd13). Gene Ontology annotation, cellular component: nucleus. Gene Ontology annotation, biological process: negative regulation of DNA-templated transcription. The record is from RefSeq and is a predicted model, not a curated record. NCBI's taxonomy places the organism in Eukaryota, Metazoa, Chordata, Actinopteri, Syngnathiformes, Syngnathidae. Gene Ontology annotation, molecular function: chromatin binding; histone binding.